AGCAGUAUGCUUUAUGUGGACUGGUUCACUGUACUGGGGGUGGUAGACAGGGUCUCCUCUCCCAGCUCUACACAUGUACUGGCCUCCAUCAGAGACACUGACCUGGCUGAGUGUGUAGAAGGAUCCAGAGGUUGUAGCUACUGGUUCAGAGUCUCGUCUGUGUCUGUACCAGUAAAACUUCCAUCCAGAAGACUCUACAGUACAGGUGCCUCAGUGGAAAUAAUCUCUCCCUGCCAGCCACAGUACACAGUUAAACUCACUCUGCAUUGUAGAUCACACUACCAACACUGUAUGUACCGUUGGUACAGAGACAACAUAGAGCUUCAUGGUCAGACCACAGAAACCAUCAUCAUCUCUCUCCCAGAACAGACUGGUCAUUACCAGUGUUCCCUUUCAAUUGGGCCAAAUGUCUAUUUCUAUUCAUCAGACAUCUGCCCAAUCAGGAGAAUUGAAAAGCCCUCAGCCUCAAUGAAGAUAGUCUCUCCCCAGGAGCCACUGUAUACAGGAGACAGAGUCACUAUACAGUGUAACAUACCAGAAUACACAGACUGGACUUAUGUCUGGUACAGAGACAACCAACAACUUCCCAGUGAAACCAGUGAAACCAUCACCAUCUCUCUCCAAGACAAGGCUGGUCAGUACCAGUGUCAUGGGAAGAGAACAUGUUGGCCCUCUCAGUCAUAUCCCAGCUCAUAUCUACCCAUCAGUGGUAUUGAUCUGCCCAUUGCCUCAGUUAGAGUCUCUCCUCAUGGUCUCCUCUACUCUGGAGAGUCUGUUACUCUGCAGUGUGACAUAUCAGACUACACAGACUGGACAUACAGGUGGUACCGAAAUAAAAAACUACAGAGUUCUGGUUCACCUUCUAAAAUCAUCACCCCACUGUCUGACCAGGUGGCUCUGUACCAGUGUCAGGGGAGAAGAACAGAUCGUCCCAAGUCGUCACAACGCAGUGUUUCCCUCCACAUCAGUGUCACUGAUUAUCAGCCAAAGGCCACACUGAGUUCAGACAAACAGGACAUAUUGACAGGAGACAGUGUGACACUGACCUCUCAGCCAGGUCAGUGUCUCUGA
Messenger RNA from Esox lucius (northern pike), 1071 nucleotides. Its product is annotated as carcinoembryonic antigen-related cell adhesion molecule 5-like. Bases 7 to 1071 code for a protein of 354 amino acids. Gene Ontology annotation, biological process: cell surface receptor signaling pathway. The transcript is spliced from 6 exons. The record is from RefSeq and is a predicted model, not a curated record. NCBI's taxonomy places the organism in Eukaryota, Metazoa, Chordata, Actinopteri, Esociformes, Esocidae. Gene Ontology annotation, molecular function: transmembrane signaling receptor activity.